AGGGCGCUCGGCGGCGGCGCAGCUCCGAGCCCGGUCCCGGUCCCCGGUCCCCGGUCCCCGGCAUGGCCCCGCAGGGCAGGUGGCUGCGAGCCGGCGUCUGGCUGCUGGCCUGGGCGGCUGCGUGCGGGGUGCGGGCCAGCGGCUGCCCCGCGCUCUGCACCUGCAGCGGCACCACCGUGGACUGUCACGGCACCGGGCUCCGGGGCGUCCCCAAAAACAUCCCCCGCAACACGGAGCGAUUGGAGCUGAACGGGAACAACAUCACCCGGAUCAACAGGAACGACUUCUCGGGGUUGAAGCAGCUGCGUGUCCUGCAGCUGAUGGAAAACCAGAUCAACGCGGUGGAGCGGGGAGCAUUUGACGACAUGAAGGAGCUGGAGCGGCUACGGCUGAAUCGGAACCAGCUGCACACACUGCCGGAGCUUCUGUUCCAGAACAACCAGGCCCUGUCGCGACUGGACCUGAGCGAGAACCUCCUCCAGGCCGUGCCGAGGAAAGCCUUCCGCGGAGCCACCGACCUGAAGAACCUACAGCUGGAUAAGAACCAGAUCGGCUGUAUUGAGGACGGGGCCUUCCGCGCGCUGCGGGGCCUGGAGGUUCUGACACUGAACAACAACAACAUCAGCACCAUCCCCGUGUCCAGCUUCAACCACAUGCCCAGACUGCGAACCUUCCGCCUCCAUUCCAACCAGCUGUUCUGCGACUGCCACCUGGGCUGGCUCGCGCAGUGGCUGCGCCAGCGCCCCGCCAUCGGGCUCUUCACACAGUGCGCCGGGCCCCCCCCCCCUCCGCGGCAUCAGCCUGCCCGAGCUCCAGAAAAACGAGUUCAGCUGCUCAGGUGA
Trachemys scripta elegans is the source of this 842-nucleotide messenger RNA. Its product is annotated as slit homolog 1 protein-like. NCBI's taxonomy places the organism in Eukaryota, Metazoa, Chordata, Testudines, Emydidae. Gene Ontology annotation, molecular function: protein binding. The transcript has 8 exons. Gene Ontology annotation, cellular component: plasma membrane. The record is from RefSeq and is a predicted model, not a curated record. The coding region runs from base 63 to 842 and encodes 259 amino acids.